GGCAGCCGACCGUCGGCCAACGAGUGUUUCCACAAUGUCUGGAGAAUAAUUUUAACGGAGUAGGAGCCGAGCGGAAACACCGGAGCAGCGUUAGAGUCAAAUACUGAGCCCUCCCUCUCUGCACUGUGACGUCAAAGCUCACCACACCUGCUUCACCUGCAUUCUGCUCAGCUGAAGGCAGUAAAAGAUCUGCAUUAGACUGAAAAUAGACCAAGACGAAGAGGACUGGUCCUGAUGCAAGCUGGUCCUCCAUGGACCAGUGAAGUCUCUCCCACCCUGCCAGUUAAAAGAGAUGUUUUUGGGAGCUGGAGGCCGUAGCACCGUCAGCCGAGUGUGUGUGGGGCCCCUCCUCUCCCACUUUCCCAGCACCCCUCCUGACAUGGGAUGCCAGCCCCCUGCCUCCCUGUCCUGAGCUCUCCUGGGGUGCCAUGAACAGUUACAGAGACAGAGGGGUCACUUGUACCUCCUCGGACCUCCUGGAUGGAGGAGGAGGAGGAGGAGGAGGGGGGUUGCCCCAGAACACUCCGUUUCGCCACACCCCCAAUGGCCACCCUGCACCUGGCCUCACAGACCCAGCCAUCCAACCACGCGUCUCGGUGCCCAAAAUGGGUGUUCGGGCACGGAUUGCAGAAUGGCCCCCACGCCGCGCGCAGUCCAGGGAGUCGCUCCUUGAAAAUGGGCAAAUUAGCAGCAGUCGCCAUGGAGAUGACUGCUCCACUUCAGUUUUGUCAUCUGACAUCGGGUUGGUGCGGGGAGGAGUUGCCAGGUUGCCACGACGGCGGUCCAAGGAUGUAGAGUUCAGAGGAGGAGGGUUUGGCGGUGAAAGAGGUUCACCUUUGAGUCUAAGAGUGUUCCCUCCACUGAGACAGCGUUCAAACAGCGAGGUGACACUGAGCGAACAGGACGAAAAUGAGGUGGAGGUACGUGGAGGUGGUGGGAUGGGGAACCUGUUCAGAGAGUAUGGCAGCACCUCCUCCAUCGACAUCCAGGGCAUUCCAGAGCAGAGCUUCUUCGAUAUGCUCAGCCAGUUUCACCAGGAGAGACCAGACCAACGCAGCUCAGCGCCCAUACGCCUCGGGGAGCUGCUGCGCACUCCUGACUCGCCACCAAGCGCACCCCUUCCCUCUGCUCCCUCGCCUGGUCCCACAGGCGGGGACGACAGAGGGACAGGAAGGAAGGACGGAGCUGAGAGGGUGAGGAAGAAAAGUGGAGGGACGGAGUCAUCGCUAGGCACCUCCUCUCUGUUCAGGAAACUUAGGAGCUCUAGUCGCGGCGAGCUGGAUGGAGGGAAAGGAGAGACUAGUGAGGAUGGGGGAGGCCGGAGUUCAGGAGACGCCUCCUACAAACCAUGGGUGUGCCCCAAGAGCUUUGUCCACUUUGAUGCUCAGAGCAUCCUGUUUGACCUCCACGAGGCGGCGGCUCAGCGGGGCUACGCUGCCCAGAGGAGGAACACCGCCACAGGGGCGUCAGCUGCUUCAGUGUCCCUGUCCGUCUCCAGAUCCUCGACUCAGAGUAUGAAUGACCCAGUUUACUCCAGCAUAGAGGAUCUAACCCUGAGUCUCGACCCUGGCUCCACAACACCCUCCCUGGGCAUGGACCCCCUGGAGGGGCCUCCCGGAGCCCACAGCACAAGCCCGCUGCUCCUUUGCUGCCCGCACUUCCUCAAUGAGACCGGAGGCCACGGGGAGCGCAACAUCAGCUUCCUCAGCUCGUCAGCAGAACGAGGAGGAGACGCAGGAGGAGACGGAGUGAAGGGUUGGCUAAGGAGGAGUAACGCCAGUGUCUCAGUGCUGGAGGUGCCUAUUGAACAGCAGGUUACAAGACUGGACAGGCUGAAACUGUACAGCAUAGAGCAUGUAGACCUGGGGGCCAGGUACUACAGAGACUACUUCCAUGGCAAAGAGCACUCAAACUACUUUGGGACAGACGAUAAGCUUGGCCCUGUGGCCCUGAGCAUCCGCAGGGAGAAACUGGAUGACACCAAAGACCUGAAAGACCAGUACCAGUACCGCCUCAUCGUCAGAACAAGCGAGCUUGUGACCCUGCGAGGUGCCAUUUUAGAGGAUGCGGUGGCGUCAACGGGGAGACACGGCACGGUGCGGGGUCUGCCACUCAAGGAGGUCCUGGAGCAGGUCGUCCCUGAGCUCAGCGUCUCCUGUUUGAAACUGGCACUCAGCACGCCGAAAGUCACUGAGCAGCUCCUCAAACUGGACGAACAGGGGUUAAGUCAGAAGCACAAGGUGGGUGUUCUGCUGUGCCGUGCUGGCCAGAGCACAGAGGAGGAGAUGUACAACAACGAGGAGGCGUCACCCGCCUUCUCUGCCUUCCUGGAGCUGCUGGGGGAGCAGGUGCUUCUCAAAGGAUUCACCAAAUACGCCGCACAGCUCGACACAAAGACCGACUCUACGGGCACCCACUCCCUGUACACCACCUACCAAGGCUACGAGGUCAUGUUCCACGUAUCCACCAUGCUGCCGUACAUGCCCAACAACCCUCAGCAGCUCUUGAGAAAGAGACACAUAGGGAACGACAUCGUCACCAUAAUCUUUCAGGAGCCGGGAGCGUUGCCUUUCACCCCUCAGAAUAUUCGUUCACACUUCCAGCACGUUUUUGUUAUUGUCCGUGUGCACAAUCCCUGCUCUGAAAACACCUGUUACAGUGUUGCUGUAACAAGAAUGAAGGAUGUGCCUCCCUUUGGCCCGCCCAUCCCCAGCGGUGUCACCUUUCGUGAUCCAGAAACCUUUCGCAACUUCCUUUUAGCCAAAGUUAUCAAUGCAGAAAAUGCAGCGCACAAGUCAGAGAAGUUCCACACCAUGGCAACACGAACGCGGCAGGAGUACCUGCGUGACCUGGCUGAGAACUACGUCAGCAGCACACCGCUCGACUCUGCCGGCAAGCUGAACAACCUCAUCUCGCUCGCAUCCAAAAAACGUGAGCGCACCAAGGCAAGAGAGGGAGCAGAGCUGGGAGCCGCGGGGGCUGUCGCCUGGAGGGUCCAAGCCCAGGACUUCAGUGGAGGUGGGACAGAGCUCCCCUGUGCCCUGGGUUUGUCGGCUGAAUACAUCCUCCUGACAGACUGUUCCACCAAGGAGGUGGUGUUUAACUGUUUCUGUGCGGACGUGAUUGGCUGGACACCGGAGCGGCUGGCGAUGAAGAUCUUCUACGGCAGAGGCGACCACAUUGCUGUGCGGGUACCAGAGGGCUGCGCACAGGACAUCAGGGAGGUGGUGCAGAGGUUAAAGUCUUUGACAGUGGGAUGUGAGACGGUGGAUAUGACUCUGAGAAGAAACGGACUGGGACAACUGGGCUUCCAUGUUCGCCUGGACGGCACUGUGGCUGAGGUGGAGGAGUACGGCUUUGCCUGGCAGGCAGGACUGAGACAGGGCAGCCGGUUAGUGGAGAUCUGCAAGGUGGCCGCGGUGACGCUGACUCAUGAGCAGAUGAUCGACCUGCUGAGGACGUCGGUCACGGUCAAAGUGGUCAUCAUUCCUCCGUACGAAGAGGGGGGGCCUCGCAGGGGCUGCACAGAGGAAUAUGAGAUGAAGACCAUGGAGCAGAAGCAUGAAUCUGAGCCUCUGGCGGUGGGCUACCGACCCUCCCCUCGCCCGACAUGGCGAUGGGACAGCCCACCCAUUCCUCCAGGGCUCCACAGUGCCCCCAACCCACAACGCUGGACCCCCAUGGGUCCCCCACCUCCUCCACUGCCUCGCUCACACAAGGCCCUGAUGCCUGUUCCCUACAGGGAGCCCCAACACCUCAACUCUAAGAGGCCAGUAAGCUACCCAGAGAACCACUACAGUCUGUCUCCUGCAGGAGGCGACAGGGUGCUGCCCUACAGAAACCCCUCAGCCAGCUUCUCCUCGCCCUCCUCAGGCCUGGUCAGCCUCGCCACCAUGGGGCCACCUGGAAUCACACCAGGCCCCUUCGUACGCUACAAACCCACACCUGACAGAUAUGGAACAGGACAGCGCCCCCUGCUGCCGUAUGAGCCCCACCUCAGCGUGGACAUCACCUCCAGUGGAGAGUCUUCCUCAGGCUUCACAAGUCAGGACAGCACCAUGGAGCGCUGCAAAACAGAACCCCUCUGGCACGUCCCAGCGUCAUCGUCUCGGGGACCGGGUGGAGGAGGGGGGCAGAGGAGGCUACCCAGGCAGGAUGUCCCGGGGAAAGACUCUCCAAACAGACACUCGAAGGGCGAGACUCAGUACUCCAGCCACUCCAGCAGUAACACUCUGUCCAGUAACGCCUCCAGCAGCCACAGCGACGAACGCUGGUUUGACGGAGGAGCUGGAGGAGAGCGAGGAGGUGGGGGUUGCCUCAGCGACCCAGCAGACCCUGACCCCGAACUUCUCAACAAGGGGGGAUCUAACGACAGUGGCAUCGAUGCCUCGACCCACUACAACAACCCUCGCCACGGAAACAUGUCCAACAGCCAGCCCCACAAGCCCGUGCACUGCUUCACCACCUACAGCGGCAUGCAGGAGCUGUCUGUGGGAAGGAGCAGCGGCGGAGGAGAAGGGAGGAGACGAGAGUCUUCGCCGAUCAUACCGGCCACAGCCAAUCAGCACAAAGGAUACCGGACGAGGACAUUCCCACCUCCUGGCUCCAGUGCUGAUAAAAUGGAAGCUUUCAAACCCAGGGCCUACACACCGCAGGGUUACAAGACUCCGACAGCUGAGAAAGCUCGGCCUGUCCGAGCCGCCACAACAACACCCACUUCAGCUCAGUUGAGCUCCAUCCCUCUGUCCAGCUCUGCACCCAAGGCCUUGUAUGGAAAGAGCAGACAAAUGGCCUGGCAGACAGAAGAGACCAGCCCAUCACCUUCAAAUGCAACCACAACAUCUGGCUCUGACAGCAGCAGCAGCAAGAAGCAGGUGGAUACGAAUUCAAAGAACGUGUUUGGACAACCUCGGCUCCGAGCAUCACUGAGGGACCUGCGCUCACCACGACGGACGUACAAAAGCACCAUCGAAGACGACCUAAAGAAACUGAUUAUCAUGGACAACCCAGGAGAGACGCCACAGAGAGAUCCAUCUCCCAGGCGAACGCUGCAGCGCACCUUCUCAGAUGAGUCACUGUGCAGCGGGCGCAGAGAGGCCAGCUUCGCCAACUCUGAGAACCAGACGACCCCCACUGACGGACUGUUCACCUGCACGCUGCCCACGCGCAGACACGCCGUCUCCUCCAACCACAUUCAGGGCAAGAAGGUGCCUCUGUCUGCCUCGGAGCUGUCUCUCACAGAAGUUCGAGACAAAGUUCCCCCGCUAAGGAGGCUCGAUCCCGGGCUGAUGCCUCUUCCUGACACAGCCUGUGGACUGGAGUGGUCCAGCCUGGUCAACGCCGCUAAAGCCUAUGAAGCACAAAGAGCAGUUUCCCUCUUCUCGCUGACGGAGCCACAGGUUGGAGGUCCAGACAUGAGACCAGUGGUCAGUCCAGUCCAGUUUCACACUCCUCAGACACCUCGGACCACACCGACCUUUAGUGGUGACGAGGUGCCCAACGAUCUGUCCGGUCGGCUCUUCCAGCUGGAAGUGAUGUUAAAGCAGCUGAACAAUGAUCUGGAGAGAGAGAAGCAGGAUAAAGUUGUUCUGCUUGCAGAGAUGGCCAACCUGAGAGAGAAUAACCAGCGCUUGCAGGAGGAGAGCAUGACAGCCAGCGAGCAGCUGCGCAAGUUCAGCAGGCUUUUUACUAACCUCGACAAGACGGAGAGUGACCAUGAGGCUCACUCCUUUACACACGAAACUGACUCGAAGAGGGAGUGACACCUGCAGAAGAAGAAGGGAGCGAGAUUCAGGCCACAGAGGGAGGGCGACUGUGAGAGAAAUACAGUUUCAGUACCCAUAAUUCCUUGCACACACAGGAGUGGCAGAGGUCACAAUAAUGUCCCUUCACUCAGCUUCCACUGGACUGCCUUAAACCGUAGAGAAAAAGAUGAUCUUGAUUUUUAAAAUGCAACACUCCCAAAAAGUCUCACCAAGCCUGUGCACAGACAGAGCAGAGACCCUCCCUCUCUAUUGUCUGAGCCUGUUUAUUUUUGUAAACUGAAGUCAAAAAGUCUUAUAUACUUGUCUUAUAUAUAAAUACAUAUGCUACUAUGCCAGAGGAGUGAGUAGGAGAGGAGAACCUGACUGUUUUAGAGAACACUACAUCACCUGGAGAGGCCUAAUACUGUUCCUGCAGCGAAUCAGCCAAAAAAAGACUCAUUACAGACUGCAUCUCCCAGAAUGCACUAGAAGUAAUGGCGGCUCUACAGACAAGGUACUGUAGAUAGAGGCCUGUGUGGUACAAUUCUCAUGUAUCAAUAUUAUCUAUACUGUACUGAUAUUGUAUAACAGUUGUACUAAAGAGGUGUGUGUGCGUGUGUGUGUAACUGAUGGUACAGCGAAUACUCAGAAGCAUUAUGGCACAAUGUUUGUGCCCAAGGCGAAAUGCAUUUUAUUACCCUUUGGUGUGAGUGUGUGAGAUAGAGGUUGAACGUGGUGGUCUGUUAUUGGGCGUCUGAGUGAUGAACAAACUAGUUUACUGUAAUAUGAAACUUGCAGGCCACAAUAGUUUUCUUUCCGUUUACAUGGAUGAACUGUGGCCCUUCGAUGUGAAACAAGCCAUCAGCAUGUUGAGCGAGUGUAAAUGUCAUAAAGCUCAGUGAUAAAAUAGUAUCAUAUCUCUAAUGUAGUGCAGUGUUUUCCAUUUAUUUUUACACUGUUUCCAGCAGUGCCGUAUCAUCUCAGAUCUAAAUGUACUGGAUAAUUAUUUUAACCUUGAGACGUUGUCACAGUACAUAUUUGAAAUGAUCUUUUUUUUCUUUAUAUUUAAAGAAGCAGUUUGACAUUUUGAGAAAUAAUUUUGAAUUACUUUAUGGAGGAGAUUUAGAUGAGAGAUUUGACACCACUCGCACGUAUUUCCACUAACUGUGAAGCUACAGCCAGCAAACAGUUAUUAGCUUAGCAUGAAGACUGGAGGCAGUUAACCUGGUGCUGUGCCCAAAGGUAAGAAGUGUCGCCUACCAGCACCCCAAAAGCUCACUAAAUAUCACUUCACAUCUUAUCUGUUCAAUGUUUACAAAAAGAUAAGUGUUAAAAAGGACUCAACUGCUGACUUUUGACUAUUGAAGCUAAGUAACUUCCGGGAGUCUCGGCUGGUUGCCUGGCAACUAGUGUUCUGUGAAGGAGUUGGAAUUUCAGCUAGCAGCUACAAACAUUUUAACCCUCCGUUGGCUGUAGCUUCGCGUCUUCUCAUCCAACUCUCCACUUGAACGUGAGUUGUAAUUUCCAAAAUGCCAUCCUCCUCUUCUAAUCGCGUCUUUGCGUACUAAUGAAAAUUAAGCUGUCACCAGUAAUGUGUGCUUAUAGAGAAAGCAUUAACUGUACAUGAAACUCACUCGACAACACUGAAGCUCCUUCAUAUCAGAACCAGUCUGUGUGUAUGAGAGGAUUUGUCCCCGUGUUCUGUGAUAACCCAAAUGAACACAAAAGACACUAUUUAUACUGCUAGCUUGCUUAAUUAAUGAUAUUGUCUACUAUAUCUAUUUUUCAUACAGAAAUAAUGCGUCUGUCUGUGUUUUUUGGAUGCUGGUACUGAACGGACAGGACAUCCCUGCAGAGGAUGACUCUUAUCUUCCUGUGUCAGUAGAGAUAUCGCUGAUAAAAUUGUACUAAAUCAUCAUCUCCUGCUCUGUAGAACAACUACUUCUUCCCUGGUCUGACUGGAACUGUUGAAUUUUCAAUCCCAACUCACUCAGGUUCCUCAAGAUGCUGUUAAAGACACUAAGCCACCAGUUUGGGGUGGGCGAUGUGAUGCACUGUAGCCUGAGACAAUAUAAACUUGUCGACCAUCAGUUUUCCAUACUGUUUCUAAACAUUGUAGUUAUCCCUUUAAGUACCUCUGGGUAUAUUAGGUCACUGUAAGCAAGCAACUAGAAGGUCUUCUUUAUGGCAAUAUUGGAUUUUUAUGAUUCAGUAUCUUGAUUUAUAAAUAUUGAACUAGCUGGGUUAGAAUAAAAAAGACAAACAUAAACAGUUUCUCAAUUGAUUUUCCAUAAGUUGAAUAUGUCCUUGUCUUGUCAUAAGAUGACACAUCCAUAUUGCCCACGCCGACUAUUAGAAAUACUUUUCUUUCACUGACACAAGAGGGAGCAGGUGUUGUAGUCAGACUCUGAGCAGGACAGAAAACUGCCAUCUCUGCCUGCUCCUCCUCAGCCCAUGAAAACAAGAGGCUGCAUCUGUUUUCACGGCACCACCUCCUUUACUCCUCUGCAGCCAGUUCUACACUUUCAGUGAGGCUGAAACUUUGAUACUACUACUGUUUGUAACUAAGCUUAUUUGGGGCUUUUUGUUUGGGUUCAGAAAUGCUACCUUUACCAGUCACCAUAAACAAAGUAUAGUCAUGUUCUCCUUCUAUUCUGGUUCCACGUUUGGACACUUAGUUCAGCCUCAGAGUGACACUCCCGUUAUUCCUGCUUUAGGAAAUCCAUCAUGCAGCUUCGCAGGUGUAGCUGUGAUUUAAGUAUCCGCAAGUCUCAUUAGUUUGCUUAUGUAAAAGGGGCAGUGUUUCUUUCUUUUUAUAUACAUUUUGCUCAUGUUAUGUAUAAUUGUAAGCUAUUUAUAGCAUAUACAAUGAUCCCUGUUGAACAAAAUAAUAAUGCAUUAUGGUUAAUGGUAAUAUUGUAUAACUAGGUUUGUUUUUUUAGAUGUUAAAUAUUUUGAUAAUUUAUUUUUUAACACAUUCCCACUGUUGCAGACAGUAGUGAAGAUGAGAGGGUACUGUGUUUUUAUUUGUGUAUGCUGUUUUACUUCUGAUCUGUGUACAAAACUGAUUCCUCAUUGUUUUCUAUUUUCUGGCGUCAUCUUUCCUCUUUGUGCAUCGGUGCUUUCUGCAUGUGGCAGGGGUACGCGAUGCAUAGACACAAUGUUUUCUUUGGGUUGUAAUAAUAACUUGUACAUUUAAAAGUGUAAAUUAUGUUUUCAUUAUUUUAUAAAAAAUAUAUUAAAAGUAAGAAUCAGA
Molecule: messenger RNA, 9000 nt
Organism: Chelmon rostratus (copperband butterflyfish)
Lineage: Eukaryota; Metazoa; Chordata; Actinopteri; Chaetodontiformes; Chaetodontidae
Gene: sipa1l3
Product: signal-induced proliferation-associated 1 like 3
Exons: 24
Coding region: 429-5762 (1777 amino acids)
Biological process (GO): epithelial cell morphogenesis; regulation of small GTPase mediated signal transduction; activation of GTPase activity
Cellular component (GO): cytoplasm; plasma membrane; Golgi apparatus
Molecular function (GO): protein binding; GTPase activator activity
Source: RefSeq, a predicted model, not a curated record